GCUCCCCUCCCCGGCCCCGACGGGCGGGCGGGCUGCCCUGAGGAGGCGGGGAGGGGAGGACUGGGCCGGCCGGCGGGCAGGCGACAAUGCCGAACUUCUGCGCGGCCCCUAACUGCACGCGGAAGAGCACACAGUCGGAUCUGGCCUUCUUCAGGUUCCCGCGGGAUCCGGCCAGAUGUCAGAAGUGGGUGGAGAAUUGUAGGAGAGCCGACUUAGAAGAUAAAACACCUGAUCAACUAAAUAAGCAUUAUCGAUUGUGUGCCAAACACUUUGAGACCUCUAUGAUCUGUAGAACUAGUCCUUAUAGAACAGUUCUUCGAGAUAACGCAAUACCAACAAUAUUUGAUCUUACCAGUCAUUUGAACAAUCCUCACAGCAGACACAGAAAACGAAUAAAAGGAUUGAGUGAAGAUGAAAUCAGGACACUGAAACAGAAAAAAAUUGAUGAAACUUCUGAACAGGAACAAAGACAUAAAGAAACAAACAACAGCAGUGUUCAGAACCCCAGUGCAGAAGAAGGGGGUGAUGAGCAAGAUGAAGACAUUUUACCGUUAACCCUUGAGGAGAAGGAAAACAAAGAAUACUUAAAAUCUUUGUUUGAAAUUUUGAUUCUCAUGGGCAAGCAAAACAUACCUCUGGAUGGACACGAGGCUGAUGAGAUCCCCGAAGGUCUCUUUACUCCCGAUAAUUUCCAGGCCCUGCUGGAGUGCCGGAUAAAUUCUGGUGAAGAGGUCCUGAGGAAGCGCUUUGAGAGCACGGCCGUCAACACGCUGUUCUGCUCGAAGGCGCAGCAGAAGCAGAUGCUGGAGAUCUGUGAGAGCUGCAUUCGUGAGGAAACACUCAGGGAAGUGAGGGACUCUCACUUCUUCUCCAUCAUCACUGACGACGUGGUGGACAUAGCAGGGGAAGAGCACCUGCCUGUGUUGAACAGUGAAGAAAGAGGCAAGGAACUGAAGGAAAUUUGCCACUCUGAGUGGACAGUCAGGCAUGAUGCGUUUGAAAUUCUCGUGGACCUUCUGCAAGCACUUGUUUUGUGUUUAGAUGGUAUAAACAGUGACACAAACAUUAGGUGGAGUAACUGCAUAGCUGACCGAGCGUUUGUACUCUGUAGUGCAGUCACAGAUUUUGAUUUCAUUGUCACCAUUGUUGUUCUUAAAAAUGUCUUGUCUUUUACAAGAGCCUUUGGGAAAAAUCUCCAGGGCCAAACAUCUGAUGUCUUCUUUGCAGCCAGUAGCUUGACUGCAGUCCUGCAUUCGCUGAAUGAAGUCAUGGAAAAUAUUGAAGUGUAUCAUGAAUUUUGGUUUGAGGAAGCCACAAACUUGGCAACCAAGCUUGAUAUUCAAAUGAAGCUCCCUGGGAAAUUCCGCAGGGCGCAGCAAGGCAACCUGGAGUCUCAGCUAACUUCUGAGAGUUACUAUAAGGAAACCCUGAGUGUUCCAACAGUGGAGCACAUUAUUCAGGAACUUAAAGAUAUAUUCUCCGAGCAGCACCUCAAAGCUCUUAAAUGCUUAUUUCUGGUACCGUCAGUCAUGGGACAGCUGAAAUUCAACACAUCAGAGGAGCUCCAUGCUGACAUGUACAGAAGUGAUCUACCCAACCCCAACACUCUCUCAGCAGAGCUUCAUUGUUGGAGGAUAAAAUGGAAACACAGAGGCAAAGAUAUAGAGCUUCCAUCCACCAUUUAUGAAGCUCUCCAUCUGCCUGACAUCAAAUUUUUUCCUAAUGUGUAUGCCUUACUGAAGGUGCUGUGUAUCCUUCCUGUGAUGAAGGUGGAGAACGAGCGCUAUGAAAAUGGACGAAAGCGUCUCAAAGCGUACUUGAGGAACACUUUAACAGACCAAAGGUCGAGUAACUUGGCUUUGCUUAAUAUAAAUUUUGAUAUAAAACAUGAUCUAGAUUUAAUGGUGGAUACAUACAUCAAACUCUACACAUCUAAAUCAGAGCUUCCUACAGAUAAUUCAGAACCCAUUGAAAAUACUUAAGAGACUUUAAA
Molecule: messenger RNA, 1993 nt
Organism: Oryctolagus cuniculus (rabbit)
Lineage: Eukaryota; Metazoa; Chordata; Mammalia; Lagomorpha; Leporidae
Source: RefSeq, a predicted model, not a curated record